Cicer arietinum (chickpea) is the source of this 1120-nucleotide messenger RNA. RefSeq lists its product as uncharacterized. Lineage: Eukaryota; Viridiplantae; Streptophyta; Magnoliopsida; Fabales; Fabaceae. The record is from RefSeq and is a predicted model, not a curated record.
UUUCUGCUAUUGCUCUAGUUCUAGUAAGGGUCAUCAUGACUCAAAGUUGUUACUUGCUUCUACGUAUGUGGCUAGCCCCUUAUACCCACCAACUACUUUCCUUGGAACAUGACUCUUCUCCAAAGCAAAUAUCUUUGCCCAACAUGAAAAGUACUUGUCUAUCAUAUCAUCUUGUUUCAAAUUCUUGUAAUGGCUUACUGUGCUUGUAUUCAGAUUUUUCUUGUGGAAGGGAUGUCUUUCUAUCCAACCCAACUACAAGGGAAGUGAGGCUUCUUCCAUCAUCAGAUUUGGUCACAAAAGUAAAAGAUGGAAUGAUACUAGGUGUUGGAAUGGGACAUGAUUAUAGAACUAACAAUUUAAUUAAGGUUGUAAGGAUGUGGGAAAGUUACCGUGAAUGUCGUCGUUGUAAAGAGUAUAUUGUUGAAGAAUAUGAUCUGAGAAGUGAUGCUUGGAGAACAAUUCAAAGUUCUAAUCCAUGGUGUUGUGAGUUUGACACUUCUUGUUUUGCAAUGCAUUUCAAAGGGAUUUAUUAUUGGUGGGCAAAACUUAAAGGCUUGACUACAACGAUUCUUGCAUUGAAUGUGGGAGGUGGGAUUCUUCACAAAGUGUCGUUGCCAAAAGAUAUUGAUAUUAGUAGUUCAAAUGGAAGAUAUUUGGGUGUUUUGAAUGAGUGUAUGACAUUGGUUUGCCGUAAUUGUUGUGAUCAAAAUGCCAACUUUGACAUUUGGGUGAACGAUGGAAGUGGUCUUGGGGAUUCUUGUUGGAAUAAACUUCGAACCAUAGAGCAUAGUUCACUUUGUAUGCCAUUAGCCUUUUGGAAGGGUAAUGAGUUUCUUGUAAAAGUAUUUGAUAAAGUGAGAUCCUAUAAUGUUGAAACAGAGGAAAUUCAUAACGUUAAUUUUGAGAAUAAAGGGGGAGAAAUUGUUGAGAUAUAUGAAGCCAUAUUUUGUGUGAAGAGUCUAGUUUCAGUCAAUCCUCUACCAUUAAGUAUUGAGUUUGAGAGAUAUGGUUAGUCUCUCCCAAAACAUGGCAAGCCAAAGUUUGAAGAGAGAGAUGUCAACAUUUAAUAUUUGACUUCUUUCACACAUAAUUACUUCCGGUGAAAAGGACAAAGUGUAAA